Molecule: messenger RNA, 1323 nt
Organism: Rotaria sordida
Lineage: Eukaryota; Metazoa; Rotifera; Eurotatoria; Philodinida; Philodinidae
Source: the annotation of a GenBank genome assembly
AUGUGGAAAGUUGCUAUCGACCAUAUUGAGAUCUAUAUUGACGAUAAUAAUGGCGACGAACAGCUUAAACGUAGUUCGACCGAAAUAUCUCAUCCACCAGCUUUACUAUCUCAAUCGAGUCGUGCACCAUUAGUUUCAUUUGAUGAACACGGCGAUAUUCCAUAUCAUGUCGUGGGUCGAUCAUCUUCAUCUGUUGUUCCUUCUACUUCUCAGCAUAAUAUUAUUUUCCAUUAUUGCUUUAAUUGUUGUUCAUGGAAACGAUUUCGAAAUGAUUUUUGCCAUAUUUUUUCUCAAUUUUUAUUUUCUCAAGUUGGUUUAUCGAUUCUUGUUUUUGUUUAUGUUAUUCUCGGUGGUCUUAUCUUCUAUGCAAUUGAAUCAAAAUAUGAAUCACAUAAGAAUGAACAAAUAAAACGUGAACAUAUACGUGGAAUUCGUAAUAUUCGUCAUAUAGCUACUGAUGAAUUUAAUUGGAUGUUGAAUGCAUCAUUUGAAUUACGUUAUGCACUUUGGCGUGGAAUGAUAUCACGUCAAGAUGGUUAUGAUAAUACCGGUUGGCGUGUACAUAUUAAUAAUGAAAGAUUUGAUAAAUUAAUUGAUGAUGAAUUAGCACGAAUGCAAGGUGAACAAGAAAAAUUAUCAGAUAAACAUGAUACACGAACAGAUAUGUCGUAUAAUCAAAAAUGGACAUUUUCAACAGCUAUGCUCUAUUCAGCAACAGUGAUAACUACAGUCGGAUAUGGAAAUAUAGCACCCAAGUCAAUAUUAGGUAAAGUUAUGACAUGUCUUUAUGCUAUGUUUGGAAUUCCAAUUAUGAUUAUGUGUUUAACAAAUACGGGUGAUCUACUUGCUUUUUUCUUUAUUAAAUAUUACUCUUUGACAAUUAAUUUCAUUCAACGAACGAUUAGACGAUGUACACAACGACAACGACAACGAACAAAAUUAUCUCUUGAGAUAGAAAAUAAGUCUGUACAACAUGUACCGGUUGCAGCAACACUUGCUGUUCUUGCUUUAUACAUUGUAGCCGGUGCUAUUUUAUUUUCUCAUUGGGAGGGAUGGUCUUAUGUUGAUGGUGCUUAUUUUUCAUUUAUUACAUUUACUACUAUAGGUCUUGGCGAUUUAGUACCUGGCAAAGGAACAUUGACAGAAAAUAAAAAUGGCAAAUCAAUUUUAUGUGCAAUCUAUCUUCUGUUUGGUCUUGUUCUUACUGCUAUGUGUUUUAAAUUGAUGCAAGAUGAUUUAUUUGCUAUGAAACAAAAACUCUUUGCUCGUCUUGGCUUGGAAACACAUCAUCAAGAAUCACAUAUUCGUGAAGAUGUCAAGUGA